AUGGGAGUCUCAUCAGUCCGUGUGUGGGUUACCUCCACCCACCCACAUAUACGUGCAAAUAUCUGGCUUAUGUUCUGUCACAUGCUUUUUGGAUCAAAGAAAUUAUUUUGUGAAUGUAUACUUCCUUUGAUUUCUCUUGGAUUGCUCAUCAGUCCAGUAAAGCAUUUAUCAAAGCAGAACCAUCCAAAGGAACAGUUUUGGGCUCUGCUGUUCAGAUGUACCCUAUAUAUUUUUAGUAUCAUAAACUUUAAAAAGGACAGUGUUUGUUUGCCUAAGACUGUGCAGGAAAAUGUGUCCUUAUAG
Rangifer tarandus platyrhynchus (Svalbard reindeer) is the source of this 303-nucleotide messenger RNA. Lineage: Eukaryota; Metazoa; Chordata; Mammalia; Artiodactyla; Cervidae. The record is from the annotation of a GenBank genome assembly.